Sphaeramia orbicularis (orbiculate cardinalfish) is the source of this 1929-nucleotide messenger RNA. RefSeq names its product small RNA binding exonuclease protection factor La (gene ssb). The record is from RefSeq and is a predicted model, not a curated record. Gene Ontology annotation, cellular component: cytosol; cytoplasmic stress granule; ribonucleoprotein complex. Gene Ontology annotation, molecular function: mRNA binding. Lineage: Eukaryota; Metazoa; Chordata; Actinopteri; Kurtiformes; Apogonidae. Gene Ontology annotation, biological process: tRNA processing; positive regulation of translation.
UGAAAAUUGAACUACAGCGACAUCCAGUGGCUGUGACCUUUAUAACACAACACUUAGUCACUGAAAUCCAAACACAGAGAAUCAAAUCGCGUUGCACAUGCUUCCUAGUUUGACCCUCGGCGUGAUCCGUAGCACGCAGUACCACAACGUGCAAGGAAAAAGUCAUACUUUCGAUACGCACAGAAAAAAACUGCUGCUAUCGGUGACUAAAACCAAACAAUCAUGGCAGAAAAUCAAGAGAUGUCUUCAGUUGAGAUGAAGGUGGCACGACAAAUAGAGUACUACUUUGGAGAUCAUAAUCUUCCACGAGACAAGUUUCUCAAAGAACAGUUGCAGCUUGAUGAUGGCUGGGUUCCUCUGGAGACCAUGCUGAAGUUUAACAGACUGAAGUCUUUAACUACAGACAGCAGUGUCAUUGUUGCAGCUCUUCAGAAAUCAACCGGUUUGCUGGAAAUCAGUGAAGACAAGACAAAAAUCAGAAGGGCUCCCAACAAGCCUUUACCAGAACUGAAUGAUGAAUACAAAGAUGCACUUAAACACAAAUCUGUGUACAUCAAAGGUUUUCCACUUGAAACGAGCCUGGAUGAAAUUCAGGACUGGUUGAAUGGAAAAGGCAACAUAGAAAAUAUCCAGAUGAGGAGAAACCUACAAAGGCAGUUCAAGGGAUCCAUUUUCAUCUGUUUUGACACAGAGGAGUCAUCCAAGCAGUUCCUUGAACGUUCAGAUAUAAAAUCUUACAAAGACAAUGAGAUGCUUGUCUUAUCAAGGGAAGCCUACCACGCAAAGAAAGCAGAGGAGAGAAAACAGGUCAAAGCGGAGACGAAAGCAAAAGCCAAACACGAUAAAGAAGAGCAGCAGAAACAAGCAGAAGAAAAGGAAUGUUGAACAUUUCUCUUUGUGUUUCAGGGUCUGCUCUUGGAUGAACAGACUGGCUGCUUGUUGAAGUUUUCUGGAGAACUUGAAGAUGUCUCAAGGGAAGACUUUCAUGAAUUGUUCAAGGGACAUGGAAGGAUUAAGUGGGUUCAUUUUACAAGCGGGGCCAAAGAGGGCUCCCUCCUCUUUGAUGGAAAUGCAAAAGAGGCUUUUGAAUAAAGCCAAGAGGCAAAUGGAGGAGAAUUGAAAGUGAAAAACAACAGCGUCACAUGGCAGGUACUUGAAGGAGACGAGGAGAAAGAAAUGUUGAAGAAGAUCAUUGAAGCUCAACAAGACUCAUUCAGGUCCAAAGCCAAGGGUGGAAGAGGACGAUCAGGUGGUAGAGGAAGAGGAGGCCGAAGGGGACGAGGCGGCAGAGAUCAUGGCAGAAACCAGUAUCAAGGCAAAAAGACGAAGUUUGACAGUGAUGAUGAGGACGAAGAUGCUCCUGCACCCACAAAGAGAGAACGAGAAGAAGCUGGUCCUGCAGCAAAGGUCGCCAAAACUGAAAAUGGAUCUUAGUCACACAGUCACACUUGGAGUUUCUUUUUUCUUUUUUUGUGAAAACAUUUAUUACAAACAGUGAAAUGCAGAGGCAACUUAAUCCAUUCCAUUGAUGCUUCAGGCUUUGGAAAACCGUAGGAAGUCCCACCUGGAUGUCAACCUAGAGAACAUCUGACAUUAAUUUUCUCUUUUCGUAUAUUGUGCCCUCCCACAUUAUGUUCUUACGAUUCUCUUCUUAUGCUGUUUUCAUUUCUAUUAUGAUCAACAAAAUCAUGCUCUUCAACAGUAAUUUAAUUUCAUAAGAACAUUUAAUUAGUUUUGUAGGCACCUGUGUGACAUCUAUAAACUGUAUACCCUCUUGUCCUUUUCCUGUUUUUUUUUGCCACAGUGAAUGACAAGAACAUCUGCUUGCUAGUUUUUUAAGGUUGCAUAUAUGAACAGGAAUUAAAGAGUUUUGAAUAGAAGUGUGUUUUUGAUAUUUUUUCAAAGAAAUUGUCCUUUAUUUCUGAAAUU